Pteropus alecto (black flying fox) is the source of this 3590-nucleotide messenger RNA. Its product is annotated as zinc finger protein 548. Bases 238 to 2274 code for a protein of 678 amino acids. The record is from RefSeq and is a predicted model, not a curated record. Gene Ontology annotation, molecular function: DNA-binding transcription factor activity, RNA polymerase II-specific; RNA polymerase II transcription regulatory region sequence-specific DNA binding. Gene Ontology annotation, cellular component: nucleus. The transcript is spliced from 5 exons. NCBI's taxonomy places the organism in Eukaryota, Metazoa, Chordata, Mammalia, Chiroptera, Pteropodidae. Gene Ontology annotation, biological process: negative regulation of transcription by RNA polymerase II; regulation of cytokine production; regulation of immune system process.
GGCGUCCCUUACGGUUGUCAUUUUGGUCUCUAGAGCUCACGGGUUCUGCGCUUCAGGAGCACUUGGCGGGCGUCGAGGUUAGGGGGCGGGAAAGCCGGAGGUGAGACGUCGUCUCCGCUGCACCGAGGCGGCUGUGAGGCCCGUCUAAGCUCGUUGGUAACCGCGGCGCCCUGUUCCUGCCCUGUAGCCCAGCUUCGACCCCAUUAGUCCCAAAGGUCGGUGGCAGGGGCCGCGCCGAUGAGCCCGACUGAGGUAAAAGUAAGGAGUGAACCACCAUCCCAAGUAUUUUUGCCUGAAUUUUUGAAAGUAUGGAGAUGGCGAUGUCAACGCAAGGAGCAGGUUUCAGAUCAUAAGUUGGAUUUUGGACAUGUUGAUCCUGAGAUUAUCAAGAUAGAGAUGUCACGACAUGGAGAUACCGGUCCCAUGGCAGUGGCAGAAGUGCUUAUGGACUCUGUACAGGGCCAUGUGGCCUUUGAAGAUGUGGCCAUCCAUUUCUCCCAGGAGGAGUGGGGCCUCCUUGAUGAAGCUCAGAGACUCCUGUACCACGAUGUGAUGAUGGAGAACGUUGCACUUCUGUCCUCUGUAGGUUGUUGGCACAGAGCCCAAGAUGAGGAAGUACCUUCUGAUCAAGGUGAUUCUGUGGAAGAGUCACAGGUCAGGACUCCAAAGCCAGACCCAUCCACUCAGAAGGCCGAGCCUCAUGAGACAUGUGACCCACUCUUGAAAGACAUUUUGCACCUGGUCGAGUGUGAUGAAAUGUACCCUGAUCAAAGGCUAUACAUUUGUGGGAAAAAUCUUUACCAGUGCCAAAUGGACCAGGUUGGAAACAAACUUUCCAGGAGGGAUGAGGGGAGGCCUUUGUUUGUGAUGAAUGGCAGCAUUCACAGGGCAGAGGGGACCUUCACAUGCAGCGAGGGUGGGAAGGACUUCUCAGCCAGCACAGGCCUUCUUCAGCACCCAGUCGCUGACAGUAGCUGGAAGCCACAUGGCGACUCCAAGUGCAGAGAGGCCUUUGAAACUGUACAAAAAGAUUACAAGUGCACUCAGUGUGGGAAAGGCUUCAACCGAAAACAGAUACUUGUUCAGCACCAGAAAAUCCACAGUGGAAUAAGGCCCUAUGAGUGCAACAAAUGUGGGAUGGCCUUCAUUAGAAAGUUCCAUCUUGUUCAGCACCAGAAAAUUCACACCGGAGAAAAGCCUUUUAAGUGCAGUGAAUGUGGGAAGGCCUUUAGGUACAAGUCCACAUUCAUAAGUCACCAGAGAGUUCACACUGGAUUAAGCUCUUAUGAGUGUAGCAAAUGUGGGGAAUUCUUUAAGUACAAAGCCAACUUUAUGAAACAUCAGAGAAUUCACAAUGGUGAAUGGCCUUAUGAGUGCAGAGAAUGUGGAAAAUUCUUUAGGUACAACUACAGACUAGUAAGACAUGAGAGAGUUCACACUGGAGAAAGGCCUUACGAGUGCAGCGAGUGUGGGAAAUUUUUUAGGUACAGUUCCACAUUCAUGCGACACCAGAGAGUUCACACUGCAGAGAGGCCUUAUGGUUGCAGUGAAUGUGGCAAGUUCUUCAGGUACAACUCUACACUCAUUAAACAUCGGAGAGUCCACACUGGAGAAAGGCCUUACGAGUGUAGUGACUGUGGGAAGUUCUUUAGGUACACCUCUACACUCUUGAGACAUCAGAGAGUUCACACUUUAGAAGGGCCCUAUGAGUGCAGCUUAUGUGGGGAAUUCUUUAGGUACAAGUCCAAGCUCAUUAAACAUUGGCAGAAUCACACUGGAGAAAGGCCAUAUGAGUGCAGUGAAUGUGGGAAAGGCUUUCGGUACCACUGCAGACUCAUUAGACAUAAGAGAGUUCACACUGGAGAAAGGCCUUAUGAGUGCAGUGAAUGUGGGAAAUUCUUCCGGUAUAACUCCAAUCUCAUUAAACAUUGGAGAAAUCACACUGGAGAGAGGCCUUACGAGUGCCAUGAAUGUGGGAAAGCCUUUAGCCACAAACAUAUACUUGUUGAGCAUCAGAAAAUCCACACUGGAGAAAGGCCUUACGAGUGCAGCAAAUGUCAGAAGGCCUUCAUUAGAAAGUCUCACCUUGCUCAUCACCAGAAAAUCCACAAUCAGGACAGGUCCAUGAGUACCACGAAUGAGGGAAGUUCUUUAGAUACAACUCCAACUUCUUUAAACAGAAUUCACACUGGCAAAGGCCUUAUGAGUACAGAGAAUAUGGUAAAUCCUUUAGGUAACACUCUAAACUCAUUACACUGGAGAAUUGCCUUCUGACUUCACAUUGGAGUAGGGCCUUCUGAGUACAGUGAAUGUGGGAAAACCUUUAGGUGCAACUCUAUCCCCAUCACACAUCAGGGAUUUCACAAUGGAGAAAGACCUGAUGAUUGCAAUGAAUAUGGGCAUGUGUUCGGCCAAAACUCCCACCACAUUCUGGCACCAGAAAGUUCACACCAGAGAGAGUACUGCAAAUGAGGAAAUAAUUCAGCCAAAUUCUGCUCUAAUUUACCCCUGGGAGCUACUGUAAUGUAGUUUUUUUAUUUUACAUUUUUAAUUGUGAGAAAAAUACAUCUAACAAAGUCUACCCUCUACCAUUUUAAUUGUACAGUUUAGUAAUGUUAAAAAUUCACAUAUUUGUGCAACUGAUCUCUAGUAUUUUUUUAAUCUUGCAAAAUACACUCUAUAAUCAUUAAACAAAUCCUCCUACCUCCCCCACCCUACUUCACCUGGCAACCACAUUUUACUUUGUGUCUCUUCAAGUUUGACAACUCUGGAUACUUGAUAUGAAUGGAAUCAUACAGUAUUUCUCUUUUUAAUGACUGGCUUGUUUUGCUUUGUAUAAUUUCCUCAUGUUGAAGCAUUUGUCAGCAUUUCCUUCUGUUUUGAGAAGGAAUCAGAGUUGAGCCACCUAAAGACAUGGGAAAUGGUGCUGAUAGAGUCAGUACAGCUUUGCCAGAUGUUAUAUUUUUAGGAGAAGAGGAAAUCUAGAUUUUAUAUGAAAUCGUUAUUUAACAGCUUUAUUGAGGUAUUGACAUACAUUAAGAGUCCCAUGCCCUACCAACUGAGCUAGCUAGGUGCUUGGUAUUGACAUACAUUAAGCUGCAUUUAUUAAAAGUGUAAAGUAUAUUUUCGUAUGUGUGUACAAUGGGACCAUCACCAAAGUCAUAAGAUUGAACAUACCCAUUACUCUAUAGUUUUCAUUGGCCCCUUUGUAUCCUCUCUCACAGCACUAAAUGAAUUGCCAUCCUCAGGUAGACACUAUAGUUUGCAUUUCCAGAAUUUUAUAUAAAAGAGGUCCUACAGUUACUCUUGUAUGGCUGUUUUCACUAAACAUAUGUAUAUGAUCCAUGUUGUGUGUGCAUAGCAUGACAUCGAAUGAGAAUAAGCAAAGUUCUGUUCUAUGUAUUAGAGUGGCAUUAUGUAUAAUUAAGAAAAGUGCUUUUUACUUUCUGACAAUCACUCUGAGAAAAAGAGUUGUUUCUAGUGGGAAAGUGAAAUUUAAACUAAGUAACAAAUUUAAGUUCAUUUUCAUAGGAAAUUUUUAUCAAUAAAAAGUUUUGAGUCAUCUGCCUAGUACACAAGCUAUCACAGAA